Molecule: messenger RNA, 1994 nt
Organism: Anguilla anguilla (European eel)
Lineage: Eukaryota; Metazoa; Chordata; Actinopteri; Anguilliformes; Anguillidae
Product: phosphatidylinositol 4-kinase type 2-alpha-like
Exons: 9
Coding region: 109-1452 (447 amino acids)
Biological process (GO): endosome organization; Golgi organization; phosphatidylinositol phosphate biosynthetic process
Cellular component (GO): endosome; lysosomal membrane; trans-Golgi network
Molecular function (GO): 1-phosphatidylinositol 4-kinase activity
Source: RefSeq, a predicted model, not a curated record
UGAUCUGUUUGUUGGAGAUCUCCACACAGGCGAACAUUGGGCACUUUACACCUUGUUCUGUGGAUUGUUUACGCUGUUUUAGCAACGUAUUUGUACUAUUUCUCCGGAAUGGACGAAACUAGCCCCCUGGUUUCCCCUCUCCGGGAUUCCUCCGACCUUAGCUACUGCGCUACCGAGCCCACAAGUCCGCGGGGCGGUUUUGAAGGGACGCCGGGCACAGUGGUCCGGGUCCCGGCUGGCAGCCCCGGACGCAGCCGAGAGCGACAGCCGCUGCUUGACCGGGACCGAGGAAACUCUCCGCGCGACCACGACAGGAACGACUUCCCCGAAGAUCCAGAGUUCAGGGAGAUCAUCCGAAAAGCAGAGCGAGCCAUUGAGGAGGAGAUUUUCCCUGAAAGAAUUUACCAAGGUUCCAGUGGCAGCUAUUUCGUCAAAGAUUCGCAGAUGAAGGUCAUCGGGGUGUUCAAGCCCAAGAACGAGGAGCCGUACGGUCAGCUCAACCCCAAGUGGACCAAGUGGCUGCAGAAGCUGUGCUGCCCCUGCUGCUUCGGGCGGGACUGCCUGGUGCUGAACCAGGGCUACCUGUCCGAGGCCGGGGCCAGCCUGGUGGACCAGAAGCUGGAGCUCAACAUCGUCCCCAGAACCAAGGUUGUCUAUCUGUCCAGUGAAACGUUUAACUACAGCGCCAUCGACCGGGUGAAGUCUAGGGGCAAGAGGCUGGCCCUGGAGAAGGUGCCCAAAGUGGGCCAGUGUUUCCACCGGAUAGGGCUUCCGCCCAAAGUGGGGUCGUUCCAGCUGUUUGUGGAAGGGUACAAGGACGCGGACUUCUGGCUGCGCAGAUUUGAGGCGGAGCCCCUGCCCGAAAACACCAACAGGCAGCUGCAGCUGCAGUUCGAAAGACUCGUGGUGCUGGAUUACAUCAUCAGAAACACAGAUCGAGGGAAUGACAACUGGUUGUUAAAAUACGACCUUCCAAUGGAUGCUGGGGAGGCCAGGGACACAGACUGGGUGAUGGUGAAGGAGCCCAUUAUCAAGCUAGCGGCCAUAGAUAACGGUUUAGCUUUCCCCCUGAAGCACCCGGACUCCUGGAGAGCUUAUCCGUUCUAUUGGGCCUGGCUGGCUCAGGCCAAAGUGCCCUUCUCUCAGGAAAUCAAGGACCUCGUCUUGCCCAAAUUCUCGGACCCCAACUUCAUCAAGGACCUGGAGGAAGACCUCUACGAGCUGUUCAAGAAAGAUCCUGGUUUUGACAGGGGCCAGUUCCACAGACAGAUCUCUGUGAUGAGAGGGCAGAUCCUGAACCUGAGCCAGGCGCUGAAGGAGGGGAAUUCUCCGCUGCAGCUGGUGCAGAUGCCGCCGGUGACCGUGGAGUCGGCGAGGGCCCCCCAGCGCGCCAACAGCGAGUCGUACACGCAGAGCUUCCAGAGCCGACGCCCCUUCUUCUCCUGGUGGUAGAGCCGCGCGGCGCGGCGAGGGGUCGGGUGCGAGCGUACCGCAGACUGGAACGUACUCAAACGGGGAGUUUUCGGGCGCCGGGAUGGUGAAAACGUGCGGCGGCGUUGGAUGAAGAGAGGGUGGCGGCGUGGAGCGCAGGGCCAACCCUCCCUCGAUUUUUUUUUUGGUGCCUUCUGCUUUCUGAAGGGCUAGGGGGCGGGGAGAGUACCCAAGUACGGCUUCUGAUUGGCUGCCCAUCUCACACUCCCAGUCACUGCCCCUCCCCCUUUCCCCACAAUACACACACUUCUUGUCAUUUUUCCCUGUGAUUGACAGGGCCUGUUUACAUUCCUGGUGGCGUCCCCCCCCCCCCCUCCCCGUUACCAUGCAAACGAAUGUUUAUGGAAUGGACCGUACCAAUGUAGCCGGGAAUGGGCAGGGGGGUCUGUCUCCCCCCCCACAUACUUCCUGUGAGGAGAAGUGAAGAUUGGGACCAGCGAUUUGGGGAGCUCCAAACCUCUCAUUUGAGAGCCUUCAUCAUUUGACAGGACAGGACCUGAAAG